Messenger RNA from Leptosia nina, 537 nucleotides. The record is from the annotation of a GenBank genome assembly. Lineage: Eukaryota; Metazoa; Arthropoda; Insecta; Lepidoptera; Pieridae.
AUGAAAUUGGAUUCAAAUAAUAAGAUGAUCAGUGGUAACAGUGGGGCAGAAACGCCCGAGGAAGUAGUGGACCCCCGACAAAACGCUGAAGAUCUGAUUGAUGAGAUAUUGGCUGAGUUUUCAGAGUCCCGAUCCCCCGAUACGAGGUACACCGGUAUUCCUGAAAAUCUACUUAAUAUAAUGCAGUCUUCGAGACCAUCGACCAACGUGUAUUCGAUUAACCAACCGCCACAGACGCGAACGCCUGCUAAUUCGUUCUCUGACAACUCCACUGUGGACGAUAUUGACCCAUCCUCUGACCUGGGAACGUCGAUACGUAAUAAAUGUGUGGAGUUAGAAGAGAUUCUUCAAAGUUUGAAAUCGCGGCUAAACCACGUAGUCCUCGACGAAAAUAUUGUUUUAAGUCCCGAUGUCAAUUCAAUGGAAGCUCAGCUGGAACAUGAUUUAGAUACAGAUUGUCAGGAAGAUUUAUCACUUCAAGAGUUUCUUGAAAUCUUACAUUCUCAGAAUAAAGUGACACAGAAUUCUGUACAAUAA